GCGGGGAAUGUUUGUCCAUCAUUAAGAAGAGUUCGGAAGUUGGCUAUGAGGGACUUUUCUUUUCUUUGUCUUCUAUGAUAUCUCGAGGGUUAAUUUGUUUAUCGAUCACUUACUUUCUCCUUGUAAAUGUAAUCACGAAAGCCCCAAUAUCUUACAAUACCUCACCACCAUGAUUGACCCAAAAGCCAUUAAUGCCGUCCUGGACAUCUUUGUCCCUGCAAUCCAAGCUCGUCGGAAGAACUCCUCAAGGCCAUUCGUUCUAGGCCUUUCUGGCCUUCAAGGCAGUGGCAAAUCAACAUGGGCUGCAGCUCUUUCCCAAGCUCUCACGAAUCAACACAAUCUCAAGACUCGCAUGUUAUCCCUGGAUGAUCUCUAUCAUGACCAUCCAGAACUUGUGGCCCUUCGAGAAGCGAACCCAGAUAACGGUCUUCUUCAAAGCCGUGGCCAACCUGGAACUCACGAUGAGGUUCUAGCGAAGGACUUCUUCGAUCAAGUUCUUGGGCGAGUUGAGAGUGAUAAGAAGGUCGUCAAGUGGCCAGCUUAUGAUAAGAGUCUUCACAGCGGUCAGGGUGGGAGGGUUCCAGUUGAAAAAUGGGAGGAAGUUCCACUGAAUGAGGGCCUUGAUGUUCUGAUCUUUGAGGGCUGGGCUCUUGGCUUCAAACCUCUAACUGACGAGGAAGUCAAGAGAAAGUGGGAGAAAGCUAAAGCGUCAGAAGCACAGCAGUCUGAAGAAUGGGCUCUUACGAAUACGCUGGCGAGCCAUGAUCCAAGUCACCUUCUCCUCAUCAACGAGAACUUGAGAAGAUACUGCGAGACAUUUUCUGGACCACAGCACUUUGACGGGUUUCUGCAUCUGAGUACAGAUAGACUCGUCCAGGUUUACGAGUGGAGGUUAGGUCAAGAGAGGGCGUUGAGGCAGCACAAACCGGGUAUGACGGAUGAGCAGGUUAUCAAGUUUGUGAAAGGGUAUAUGCCUGCUUAUGAACUGUUCCUUGAACGUCUUCAGAAGGAGAACUUUUUCAAAGACGAGGGAUCUAACGACAAGAAGCAUAUACAGGUGGUAUUGAACAAGGACCGGGAGGUUAUUCAAGUGAAGGAGGUAUAAUGUAUUAAUAUUAGUGAUACU
Fusarium redolens is the source of this 1126-nucleotide messenger RNA. RefSeq names its product P-loop containing nucleoside triphosphate hydrolase protein. Bases 170 to 1105 code for a protein of 311 amino acids. The record is from RefSeq and is a predicted model, not a curated record. Gene Ontology annotation, cellular component: cytoplasm. The transcript has a single exon. Lineage: Eukaryota; Fungi; Ascomycota; Sordariomycetes; Hypocreales; Nectriaceae.